AUGAGCAAGUCGUACUCCUCCUCAGCCCAGAGCGCCUCCUCAUACCGGCGCACCUUUGGCUCUGGAGUUGGUGCCUCACCAAUGUCAUCCCUCUUCUCCUCUCUCGGAGGGGCCAACAGGUCUUCCUCCAGCCACAUGUCAUCCAGCGUGUAUGAGGUCAAGAGUCGCGGCGUUCCUUCCUACUCCAGCUUCAGAGCUGGUGGUGGAGCCGGCUUGAGCUCCUCCACCGCCAUGCGCUCCUACGCCGGAGAGAAGCUCGACUUCAACCUGGCGGAUGCCAUGAACCAAGACUUCCUCAACACAAGGACCAACGAGAAGGCCGAGCUCCAGCACCUCAACGACCGCUUCGCCAGCUACAUCGAGAAGGUGCGCUUCCUGGAGCAGCAGAAUGCGGCGCUGACGGUAGAGAUCGAGAAGCUGAGGGUCCGGGAGGGGCCGGGGCGCGUGGCUGAGAUGUACGAGGAGGAGAUGAGGGAGCUGAGGAGGCAGAUCGAGGCCCUCUCCAACCAGCGCGCCAGGGUGGAGGUGGAGAGAGACAACCUGGCUGAUGACCUGCAGAAACUGAAGCUCAGACUGCAAGAAGAGAUCCACCAGAAGGAAGAAGCUGAGAACAACCUGACUGCUUUCAGAGCCGAUGUCGACAGUGCCACUCUGGCCAGGCUGGACCUGGAGAGGCGCAUUGAGAGCCUGCAGGAAGAGAUCGCCUUCCUCAAGAAGAUCCACGAGGAGGAGAUCCGAGAGCUCCAGAACCAGAUGCAGGACACCCAGGUGCAGAUCCAGAUGGACAUGUCCAAGCCUGACCUGACAGCUGCUCUGAGGGACAUCCGCGUUCAGUACGAAGCCAUAGCCGCAAAAAACAUAGCAGAGGCUGAAGAGUGGUACAAGUCCAAGGUUUCUGAUCUGAACCAAGCUGUGAACAAGAACAACGAUGCCCUGCGUCAGGCCAAGCAGGAGAGCAUGGAGUACAGACACCAGAUUCAGUCCUACACCUGCGAGAUCGACUCCCUCAAAGGCACUAAUGAGUCUUUGCUGCGCCAGAUGAGAGAGAUGGAGGACCGUGUGGGCCGCGAGGCUUCUGGUUACCAAGAUACUAUUUCACGGCUGGAGGAAGACAUCGCAAAGAUGAAGGAUGACAUGGCUCGCCACCUGAGGGAGUACCAGGACCUCCUGAAUGUGAAGAUGGCCCUUGAUAUUGAAAUAGCAACAUACCGCAAACUGCUGGAGGGAGAGGAGAGCAGGAUAACUACAUCUGCACCUCUCCAGUCUGCCUAUUCCUCCAUUGGAUUCAGAGAGACCAGCCCUGAAUCCCAACACCAGCGUGGAUCCGAGGUUCACUCCAAAAAGACUGUCCUCAUUAAGACCAUCGAGACCCGAGACGGAGAGGUUGUCAGUGAAUCCACACAGCAUCAGCAAGACAUCAUGUAAAGAAGCAACAAGAAGUUUUCAAAACAAGUGAACAAAAAAGGAAGAAAAAAAAAAGGUUUCCACAAUGGCUUUAAUUAAAGAUAUCCGAUCCUGAACUCCUAUGUACCCGAUAAAAUCCAUUCUACAGGCACGAUGCCUUUCGUCUAGUUCUAAAGGGCAUUCCAGGAAAUAUAUCCAAAAUAUCAUCCGACCUUGUUAAAUCUUUUCCUCAGAAAUAAUUCUUAGACACUGCUGUAUUGUUAACGACAGUUUAGAAAAAUGUAAAGGUUGAAAACAGAUCAAUAAGCUUGAAGCACCGUGGUUAAAGAACACGCUCAAUGCACAUUUUUCCUGAUUUCUUUGUACAAACGCAUACGGGUGAGGUUGGCUUUUAUCAAGUUGCUCAUUUACAGAAUGUGAGAAGGUGGACAUUAAAAAAACAUCUAAAAGUGAAAGAAAUUAAAGGAGAGAACUCAGUUAUGUUUGAAGUUGGACCUAAGAAGCAUCUCCUGGCUGUUUGAUGGGACGUGUUACCAUGGAAUCCUGUUUCACUGUGACUAAAUACUCUAAUAAAAGCAAACUUUACUAUCAAAA
This is a messenger RNA of Oryzias melastigma (Indian medaka), 1998 nucleotides long. RefSeq names its product desmin a (gene desma). Lineage: Eukaryota; Metazoa; Chordata; Actinopteri; Beloniformes; Adrianichthyidae. The coding region runs from base 1 to 1425 and encodes 474 amino acids. The transcript is spliced from 10 exons. Gene Ontology annotation, biological process: skeletal muscle organ development. Gene Ontology annotation, cellular component: sarcolemma; Z disc; intermediate filament. The record is from RefSeq and is a predicted model, not a curated record.